AUUUUGGAGCAAUACGGUGUGGCGCCGAUAUAUGUUGAAGUUGUAGCUUGUGACAAAGAUCCAGAAUUGUCAUCUGUUAUGGAAUCAAUUCCCACUGAUAAGACAAUGUAUAAAUCGGAAGGAACACUCCGCGCCACAGAAGAUUAUGAGUCAGAGACAGACGCACUGUUGAAGGCUGGCAGUUCGGCUCUCAGAAACACAGAACAUCGCAGUACUGUGGAACGUAGCACAAAGAAGAUGCGAAAAGCGAGUCGAAAAUAUGCCAAAGAAGGAAAUAACGCAGAAUACGAUUAUAUCAUUACGGAUGGCAGCAGUGUAAGUUUUGCGAUAUUUGUUCAUUGUCCUAACCGAUUUUUUGUAACUGUUAUAAACAACGAAAGAUAA
Messenger RNA from Gongylonema pulchrum, 384 nucleotides. NCBI's taxonomy places the organism in Eukaryota, Metazoa, Nematoda, Chromadorea, Rhabditida, Gongylonematidae. The record is from the annotation of a GenBank genome assembly.